Mytilus trossulus (common blue mussel) is the source of this 489-nucleotide messenger RNA. RefSeq names its product anion exchange protein 4-like. Bases 1 to 489 code for a protein of 162 amino acids. The record is from RefSeq and is a predicted model, not a curated record. Gene Ontology annotation, molecular function: solute:inorganic anion antiporter activity; sodium:bicarbonate symporter activity. Gene Ontology annotation, cellular component: plasma membrane. Gene Ontology annotation, biological process: bicarbonate transport; monoatomic anion transport; transmembrane transport. The transcript is spliced from 3 exons. NCBI's taxonomy places the organism in Eukaryota, Metazoa, Mollusca, Bivalvia, Mytilida, Mytilidae.
AUGAUCAUGUUUAUGCCAGCUAAAGACAGACCAGACAGUAUGAUGCUUCGCCAUGUGAAGAUCAUUCGAGUUCACCUGUUUACAUGUUUGCAAAUUGUAUGUUUUGGAAUUCUGUUAGUUAUACCAAUGGUCUAUACUACCGGUAGUCUUACUAUAUUCAAAAGCCUUGAUCAGGCUCAAAGAAUUUUCACGUACAAAUGGUUGAUUCACCUUUUCCCUCUAAUGGUACUAUGUUCAUGUUUUGCAAGGAAGGGAAUGGAGAUAUUUUUUAGAAUGGACGAACUAAGAUGGCUUGACAACCAGAACUCAGAAGAAGAAAUGAUCAAACAGGAAGACUCUGGAGAUGACCAGAGCACAGACAGGAAACUCAAUCCAACCGCUAAUAUUUCAUGGUAUCUUACACAUGACAAAACAUUUACUGGUCUUUCUAAGGAGGAUAUUGUCAAUGAUUUCCCAGUAGAAUUUCUAAGGAACUGUAGGAGUCAAUAA